Messenger RNA from Thunnus maccoyii (southern bluefin tuna), 804 nucleotides. Its product is annotated as microtubule-associated protein 2-like. The coding region runs from base 226 to 804 and encodes 192 amino acids. NCBI's taxonomy places the organism in Eukaryota, Metazoa, Chordata, Actinopteri, Scombriformes, Scombridae. The transcript has 7 exons. The record is from RefSeq and is a predicted model, not a curated record.
ACCGCUCUCAUUGUCACCACAGCUCUCUCCACACACAAGGGUAUUAGUGCCGCUCAGCAACCUAAACCUCCAGAAGCUGCUGCCUUGCAUCCCCUUGUGCCCUCUUUGCAGACAAAAAGCUGGAAUAACUGCCCCACCCCGACAGGUCUGAGCACUUGUCAGGUUCAUCCAACAGCUCUUCAAGUCCGGUGAUCCGUCCCCUCCCCAGUGUCCCAGCAGGCAGGCAUGGCAGACGGUCAGCAGCCAGAGGAGCACUGGGCCUCCAACGGGCAAGAGAACGGCGAGAAUGGCUACUCCGCCUACAGCUCUACCUACAGGGAGAAUGGAUACCAUGGUGGGGCAGCUGCUCAUCCUGGGACAACAGUGGAUGACUCAGCCAAUUUGCCUCCCUCCCCUCCCCCCUCUCCAUCCGCUGAGCAGAUUGGGCCCGUGGCACAAGAAGAUAAAGUAGAGGUUGUCAGUGCUUUCUCUGUGGAGGAGCAACAGCAGGAUGAGGAGGAGGCUCCAGAGGAGCCCGACAGUUACCAGGAGGAAGUGACAUAUGAGCAGCCACGAGACUUGCUCUUAGAGCAGACAGAUAUUGUAACAGAGCCCCAGGCUUUGGGCUUCCAGCAAGCCCAGACACCUGAGGUCCUCAAUGGAGGGAGUCAUCAAAGUGAACACAGCCCAUCACAAAAAGUUCUGCACGCUAUCUUAGGUGCUGUGACCCCCCCUGUGCUGUUGUGGCCUGCCACAAAAUACACUGUGCUGUGUGUUUUGCUUGAUGGAGAGCUACUGUAUCUAUGUGCAAAGGCCUCGGCUUGA